AUGGCAGCUCUGAACAAAGACUACCCUUUGACGGGUGUCGUCAUUUGCUUUACAUCAGUCCAAAUUGAGCAGCGGACUCAACUAACCCAAAUAGCGGAACAAAUGGGCGCGAUGCACAGUGUCCACCUUACGUCGGACGUAACCCAUUUACUUGUGGGUGAUACAAACAGCGACAAGUACCGAUUCGUUGCGCGGGAACGAAAUGAUGUGGUGGCCAUGAAACCAGACUGGAUCGAGGCCGUUCGAGAAUCGUGGACAAAAGGCGAGGAUAUAGACAUCCAGGCGCUGGAGAUACAAUAUAAAUUGGCCACUUUGCAUGGACUCAAGAUUUGCAUUACUGGAUUCUCAGACCUUCCCUUCCGUUCCUACAUGCAGAAGACUACAGAGGAGAAUGGGGCUGAAUACCGGAAAGACCUGACAAAGUCAGUGACCCAUCUUAUUGCGCGCAAUUCGGACGGCGAGAAAUACAAAUUCGCAACACAAUGGAACAUCAAAGUCGUUUCGGUCAAAUGGUUCACCGACAGCAUCGAGCGAGGAAUGAUCCUCGGCGAAGAGAGAUACCACCCGCUAGUCCCACCGGCAGAACAAGGUCUCGGUGCCUGGAAUCGAACUUCGCCAGUGGAGAGGGAGCCCUCUAAAAAGGACAACCCUGCCACAAAAGAGAAUCCCAUGAACCCGCGACCUAGAAAACUACGCAGGAUCGCAAGUACCAAGCUGGUGGACCAGAACGAAAGCAUCUGGGGUGAUAUUGUCGGAACUGGGUUCGAGAACAUCCAGGCAAAUAAGCCAAAAACAGCACCCCAAGGACGAGGACCCGAGGCCCCCAAGCCUGUCAUCCAGGCAUAUCAGUCAUUCGCCAGCGAAACUACCUUUUCCGAGAACAUGGAGACUAGCCAGAAGCCAGCUAAACCGUCAAAAGACAAUGGGUUCCUACACGAGACUUAUUUCUUCAUUAAAGGAUUCUCUUCCAAACAGACGGGCGUUCUGCGCGAUCAUCUCACCUAUAACGGAGCUCAGCUAGUGAACUCGCUGACUGAGUUUUCUAGCCCUAGUAUCCCAAAGACAGGACACGGGUUGUACAUCAUGGUGCCAUACCAGACCCCCAGAUCGGAGACUCCUUCAACAGAUGAUAUGGCAUUCGAAUGUGAGGUUGUCACCGAAAUGUGGCUGGAAAGGUGCAUCGGUGCCAAAGCUUUUGUCCCACCAGAGUCUCAUGUCGCAAGCACACCUUUCCCGAAGUUUCCUAUACCAGGAUUUUCGGAAAUGCGGAUAUGCUCUACCGGCUUUGGAGGCAUCGAUCUUCUGCAUGUACGCAAACUGGUCGUGUUGAUGGGUGCCACCUAUGGUGACUACCUCACAGAAAAAGCAUCAAUUCUCAUCUGCAACGAUCCUCAAACAGCGAGCUUGGACAAGUUACGGCACACGGCCGAGUGGGGAGUUCCAGCAGUGUCUGCCGACUGGCUUUGGAUAUCUAUACAAACUGGCCAAAGAAAACCAUUUGAGCCAUACAUUGUUCGGCGCGGAAUAUCUCAAAACUCCAGCAGUGCAGAGAAAUUCACCGCUGCAUCUGCAAAGCGAAAGCAAUCCCAUAACGACGGUGAACGACGAGAAAGUAUCCCAUCAAACAUCUCCACCAAAUCAACGAAGCACAGCACUGAGAAGCGGGGCCUGAAGAGGACUGAUUCAAAGCGAGCAGCGCCAGUCAUUGGCGAUGGCUUCGAAGAUGACGCCCCUAAACCCUCAGUUCCAGAAUCCCGCACUCCAUCCCCAGACAGAGCACCAGAAAAGCCAACCACUGAGGAGCAAAACCCAAAGCAACCAACGCUAAGUGCAGACCCAGCACCAGCAACGGGACCAUCCGCCCUCGACACAGCCCUGAGUGGACUCCUCCAACAAGCCCGAGCAGCCAAGUCACGACAGCAAUCAGACAACACAACAACAAACGAAGACGGCAGCUACCCACAACGACGAAAGCGCAAACCCCUGCUCGGCCGCGCCCCAUCACACUCCUCAAACCGAAUGCUAGAUGGCCCACGGGCCGUCUCACGCGCCAGCUCAAUCGAUACACUAAACGACGACGGUCUGGGCAGCGCAAUCGAAAGCGCCAACCCGACACGAGACAAUUCGAUUUCCCGCAGUAACAGCCGCAUCGAACAAAGCCUAUCAUCUAUGCUCAGCGGCGGAAAAUUCGAUUUCCUUCAUGAUCGACUCCCCCGUACGGAGGACGAAGAUGAGGAAAAUCAGGAACCGCAGAUGACGCAGCUGGAUUAUGAGGAUCCCGAUGCUGCGGCUAUGAGGGCUGAGUUCCUUAAAAACGCUGGGAAAGUGUCUAGUAAGAAGAGUGACAGGGCUGAUGUGCUUGUUGGAGAAGUACGGGAGUUGGAGGAUAUCGGAUGGGCGUCUGGACGGAGGACUAGGAAGCAACCUGUUAAACUUGAUGAUGAUGGGUGA
Penicillium arizonense is the source of this 2451-nucleotide messenger RNA. RefSeq lists its product as uncharacterized. Lineage: Eukaryota; Fungi; Ascomycota; Eurotiomycetes; Eurotiales; Aspergillaceae. The record is from RefSeq and is a predicted model, not a curated record. The transcript has 6 exons. Bases 1 to 2451 code for a protein of 816 amino acids. Gene Ontology annotation, biological process: mitotic G2 DNA damage checkpoint signaling; mitotic DNA replication checkpoint signaling; DNA replication initiation.